Messenger RNA from Staurois parvus, 358 nucleotides. The record is from the annotation of a GenBank genome assembly. Lineage: Eukaryota; Metazoa; Chordata; Amphibia; Anura; Ranidae.
GGGCAGGGGGCAGAAGUACUACAAGAGAGGGUCAGAGACUGCAGACAUACUACAGGAGAGGGUCAGAGACCGCAGAUGUACUACAGGAGAGGGUCAGAGACCGCAGAUGUACUACAGGAGAGGGUCAGAGACCGCAAACGUACUACAGGAGAGGGUCAGAGACCGCAAACGUACUACAGGAGAGGGUCAGAGACCGCAAACGUACUACAGCAAACGGUCAGAGACCGCAGACGUACUACAGGAGAGGGUCAGAGACCGCAGACGUACUACAGGAGAGGGUCAGAGACCGCAGACGUACAGAGAGGGUCAGAGACCGCAGACGUACUACUGUAGCAUGUCUGCAGUCUCUGACCAUCUC